Molecule: messenger RNA, 9611 nt
Organism: Achroia grisella
Lineage: Eukaryota; Metazoa; Arthropoda; Insecta; Lepidoptera; Pyralidae
Gene: mei-P26
Product: brain tumor protein
Exons: 9
Coding region: 247-2859 (870 amino acids)
Biological process (GO): positive regulation of DNA-templated transcription
Cellular component (GO): nucleoplasm; chromatin
Molecular function (GO): protein binding; ubiquitin-protein transferase activity; zinc ion binding
Source: RefSeq, a predicted model, not a curated record
AUGAGAACGUGACAAAACAUUAACUAAAUUCAUCGAAAAAACCAUUUUUAUUUAAAAAAAUAUUUUUUGAGAUUUGAUGCUCAUUUUUUAUUUAUUUACAUAGUGAUGAAUAUUGUCAUAGUUACGGCGUGGUAGAACAUUCUGCGCGUUUCGUUAUUCGCCUUUUCACAGCAAAAUAUACUUGUUAAAGAUUCUUGUUGAAUAAAGUCAAUAUUACAUUAUACACCAAAAUAAUUAUAAGUUAAAAUGGAAGACAUGAAUGGAGAGCUUUAUGGUGAUGGCUUACUAAGCCUGGGGGAUGAGGGUUCAUUGGAGUCUACUGACAGUGGAAAACAGGAGCAAAAUUGUAACAUUUGCGACAAUAAAUUAUGCAGUCCUCGAGUUUUGUCAUGCCUUCAUGUAUUCUGUGAAGCUUGUAUUGACAAGUUAAUGGUCAAUGAAGCAGGUGAUUCAUUGAAAUAUGAUCUAGCAGUGGAAUGCCCAAUAUGCAAACAAGAGACUAAGAUAUCUGGCGGUGGAGCAGCAUCACUUCCAUCUGACUAUCUCAUUACCAACAUUUUAGAUGUUUCUGCUAUGGAUCAAUCAGUUGUUUGUACUUGCUGUAAGAGUAAGGAACCAGCUGUUGCUAGGUGUACCGAUUGUUCUCAUUUUUUGUGUUCCAAUUGUAACUCUGCUCAUGAGUUCAUGAGGUGCUUUGAAAAUCACCGCGUCGUUCCAUUUGAUGCACUCAGAUCUUCAAAGGAGAAGGCAGCUGUCCAUAAGCCCAUCUUUUGCACUCGCCAUGUUGGGGAAAGUCUUAAAUUUUAUUGUUGUGAAUGCGAUGUCGGUGCGUGUUCUGAAUGCCUAACUGUAGACCAUAAAGUUGGCGAGCACCGUUGUGAACGAAUAGUUGAUGCUGAACCCAACUUGCGUCUAGAAUUACGAAACUUAAUAAUGGAAGGUAACGCUCGUGCAACUGCCGCUGGUGGUGCAUCAGCGAGGCUUGAUGAUGCUUUAGGAGAUUUACAACGUCAACGUGAUGAAGCUGAAGGUAUUAUCAAUGAAGCAUUCCAGGCGUAUAAAGAUGCUUUAGAAAGACGCCGUGAAAAGGCUCUUGAAGAACUCGAACGUUUACACAAAGAAAGAGAGCUUAAAGUAAUGGAUCUAUUUGAUCGUGUCGAUAAGACUGUUCAACGCAUCGAUUGUGCUUGUAAAUUCGCGGCAAGACUCCUUCGUCGGGGAGAUGGUACAGAAAUAGUUAUGUUGAAGAAGACUGUGGCUUCCCAGUUUACACGCUUGCUCGAAGGCGCUCCUGAAUUUGAUGUGGAUUAUUCACUGGAGUUUGUAACUAAGAUUGAUAAGUUUGAUACUAUCACCGAAGAAACAUUUGGGGUGUUUAGAACAGAAGCUACCAAAGCCGAAGAGCGUAAACGUGCCAGUGAAUCUUCUGCUAUUGUGUCUAUCACAUCUAAUUCACAUUCGCCUGCUGUAUCUGUAACUAAUGCACCUGUAUUUGAUGAUUAUCCUUUAGGCAAUGUACGUCGAGUAACUGGCGUCGGCAUUGUGGGUGUUCCUGGUGUGGGUUCAGUACCAAAUAUGGGUGUUCCAGGAGUGGGAUCUGUCCCUGGCGUAGGUGCAGUUGCAAACUCCAGUGUCAUGCCUGGAGUAGUAAAUGUUAAUAGUGCUCCUGGUGUGGGACCUGUUGCUGGGGUAGGUGGCGUACCAGCUUUGCCUUCAAUGGUGGAAUAUAAUUUGCAACAACUGGCCAGCAUUGCAGAAAAGGAUGUGCCUCCAACCCCUCAUGCAUCUCCAGCUUCUUCAUUUACUCUAGCUGAAUUGUUGGCUGGAGACUUGAAUUCUCCUCAAGCUUAUAACAAUUUGCAAGCACUUGCUAAGCUGGGAUUGAAUACUGAAGUAAAUGGCUUUGGGGGUGUCGGUGGAAUCGGGGGUGUGGGUCCUCGUGGCGUGUCACCUGGACGGCCUUUAUUAACUGCUGCUGAAGAGGCAGCCCUCGUUGCUCCACCAGCGCCGCUUGUUCGUGCAACUAAGGCUACACCUAUGCAUAUAAGAUUUAAAUUCGGUCAGCUUGGUGGCGGCAAAGGACAAUUUAAUUCGCCACAUGGAUUUUGCCUUGGAAAUGAUGAGGACAUUAUUGUUGCAGAUACAAAUAAUCAUCGCAUAACAGUAUUUGAUAAGUCUGGAAAUCACAAGUUCAAUUUUGGCGUGGCUGGUAAAGAAGAGGGUCAACUAUGGUAUCCACGCAAAGUAGCAGUCGUUCGUGCAACUGGAAAGUUUGUUGUCUGCGAUCGUGGUAAUGAAAGGUCCCGCAUGCAAAUCUUUACAAAAAACGGUCAUUUUUUGAAGAAGAUUGCUGUGCGCUUCAUUGAUAUAGUAGCUGGGCUGGCAGUCACUGCUGAAGGAUUAAUCGUCGCGGUUGAUAGUGUAACACCUACUGUUUUUAUUCUGUCUGAGGAAGGUGAUCUCAUGAGCUGGUUUGAUUGUAGCGAAUGUAUGAGGGAGCCUUCGGAUAUUGCAAUUAGUGGUAAAGAAUUCUAUGUGUGCGAUUUCAAAGGUCACUGCGUUGUUGUGUUCGAUGAUGAGGGUAGAUUUUUGCGCCGCAUAGGAUGCGAGAAUGUGACCAAUUUUCCGAAUGGCAUAGAUGUUUCGGAUGCCGGCGAUGUACUCAUUGGUGAUUCGCACGGUAACAAGUUCCACGUCGCUGUGUUUUCGCGUGACGGUGUACUGGUCACCGAGUUUGAAUGCCCCUACGUAAAGGUUUCUCGCUGCUGCGGUUUGAAGAUUACAUCCGAGGGGUAUAUUGUCACUCUGGCUAAGAAUAAUCAUCAUGUUCUAGUCCUCAACACUCUUUACAUUGUCUGAGGAGUAUUUUCAUGGCUGUAAGUCUGCAUACUACAAGAUCUCACAUUUAUUCCCUUUUAUAUUUAAUUGCUGUUUUUACAAAGCUUAUCAUUUUUGCUAAACCAGUAUUUACUACUUUUUUUCGUUAUUUUAUGUUUAAAUUCAUGUUAGUCUGAUUUUACGUUCUGUCCAUGUGCAGUGAGUCACAGCUAUCCCAUUUUUUAAGCUUCAUAUACAUUUUUUUCUAUUUGUGGCAUUUUAGAGAGAAGCAUUGUACUACUGCUUAUGGAUAGAUUAUACAAGUCAUUAUUUCCAAAGUACUGAAUGAUUGAGUAUUUUGGGUUUUAUUCCUCUUUCAUUUUGCAUUUAGUUAUAGUAACGGGAAAUCCAAAGUUUAGUAUAUAAUAUUAUUUGUCUUAUAUUGUAAUGUCCAGGCAGGAGUUAAUUAUUAUUUAAUUUGGUUCUGGGUGCUUAGUUUUUGGUCCUAAAUAUGAUAUUUGUCGCUAUUGAGGUUUUAUAGUAGUUAACAAUUUAAAGCCAUAGUAAAAUUAAGAACUACAUUAGUACUAUGGCUAUAUUAAAAAUUUUAAUGUUAGUCCUAAAUAUAUAUUGACAAUAUUAUUAUAUUACAUUAUAUUUAUGGGAAUGUUUAUCUUAUUUUAGGACUCGAAAUUACCAUCCUACCAAAUUUACAACCAGAAAUAUAACACAUCUAUUGACUGGACUGUUAUAAAUAUUGUGUUUCUAAAUUAGCAGCUGGUAUGGUGGUUCCUAGUUCGAGUGAAGUUUAAACAUGUCAAUUAGGGGACUGCGUGGGAGUGUCGCCUCAUGAAACUUAAAUGUCGCCCAAUAUACGUACACUGUUUUAAAAUAAUUGACAAAGUUUUAGAAAUUAGCAAUUUGUUUGAUAGUGAACAAAUACGAACGCACAAUUUGAGUUCAUCGUAAUAAAAUUUUAGUGUUGUUAAAGACCAAAGGAGGCGACACUAAUAUAACGUGCCAUCUAGUUUAGGUUAAUCUCGUAUACAAUAUUAUUAUAUAUUGUCCGUUAAAAUAUAUUUACCAUUUACAGAAUUCUUGUGUCUAUACAAAAUGUUUUUCAUGUACUCUUGUUUUGAGAGCCUAUUACAUAUUUGAAAGGUUUUUCGUGAGUAGGCUAUUACGAUAUACAUACUUAAUAAAAUUCGGUUCAGUAGUAGGGGGAAGCUGCUUUAUAACGUUGCAAUAAAUUUGUACAAUGUAUCUGGGAUAGUUGAACAAAGUAAGAUAUAUAAAGUUUGGGGGCAUCUUCAUGUAUAUAGCUUAAUAUGAAUAUUGUUGUAUUUGUUUAUUGUAAUUUAAUUUGUUGGGAUUGAUACAUUUUCAAUUUAGUGCAGUAAUGUUGUUUGUCACAACACCUGUCACAAAUGAAACGCAAGAUUACACUAUACGAAUUUCAUAGAUCUUCUAUGUUGAAAAAUUUACUUGUUGCAUCUGCUGUAUGGAUGAGUAAUUUACCCACCGCACCAAGACUAAUCAUCCCAACUUGGCUGUAUACAUGAAUUUGCUAAUAAAAAAGUAUUUUAUUUCUAUAGAAAAGUCGACACUAUAUUGUCGCUAAAAUAUUAAUUAUAUACAUAUUUUUUAUAACUAUCCACAUUUAAAUUCAAAAUUGGGAAUCAUAGUAUUAGGUACAUAUAUACGAAUAAUAAAUAUUAUGGUUGAUCUGCGGUUCACAAAAUGCGACACUAUAUAUAGAUCUUCAUUAUAGAUAGUUCGUCCCGUUGAAUCAUUAUUAUUAUAGGAUAUUAUAAUUAAAUAUGGGACAUUUUUCAAUGUAGACACAUCGAUAAUAAUAUGGUAAUAGAUCUAUAAUAAUUUGUAAUUCACAAGUAAUGGUCAAAUACAAUUUAAAUUUAAAUAUAAUAUACAAUGUAAUUUCGUAAUUUCAUAGUCUUCCAACUCUAAUUAGGCUUUUUCGACGAAAAUUAAAAUAACUACAUAUUUGAUAUAUAUACUCAUUAUCGCUUUUUUCUUAUAAAUAACAAUGGUUUUACUAGCAAGAAAGUUAAGGUGAGCCAAAAUUCAGCCAACGAAAUUUAUAUAGGUAUAUAACAUAUCUAAAGCUCACUAUCCGUUGUACAUGACCAUUAUUUUGUUUUGCAAAAAAUACCAUUUUGGAAUAGUACUUAACUCAGACCACCUAAAAUUAAGUGUGAUAUUUUAUAGCUUAUGUUAAUUUGUCAUGUUAUUAUAAAGCUCUCUAAAUUUUAUGCGUUUAGCUUCAAAAUGUAGUGAUUUAAAUGUUACUAUAAUAUAAAUUUAGUUUUCAUAUGCAUAGUUUCGUUAUGUUGAUCGUUCAACUGAAAAGACAAGAAUAAAAUUUUUUAUCUAAUGUUCAACACUUAUGCAUUGUGCUUUAAAGGUGUAGAAGAAAGGUUAGUACUUAUCGAAUCACGGAACUAUAUUACAUAGUUUAAUGGUUGAAUAAUAUAAAAAUGUUCACUUGUUAUAUCUUUAAUAGCGUAUACAUAAUUCACGGCUUGAAAGGCGUCUUAUUAGGGUCACAAUCGUGUUAUAUCCGCAGUUGUUAUAUAUAAACUUAUUUCGUAAUUGUCUUGUCUUUGAUGCUGGACGGUUACCUAUGCAUUUUGAUGAUGUAUUAAACACAGCAGAAAUAUUUGGCACAUUUAAUCGUAGUUGCUGAGCCAUAUUAUUAUCAUUAAAUAUAUUUAUUGUCGUAACAUGUUCGAAACAUAGUUUUUAAAUUAAUACUUGUACUUAAUUAGCAAUAGGUAUUUAUUUUAUUUGUUGUUGGAACAGAUUUACAAUAUUUGAAACAUUAGCAACAUUUAAUGUGAUAUGAGCAAUAAUAGAGAGACAUUAUGGAACAACAAUUUAAGAAUAGCAAAGACACUAUGACUUGUAACCGCGGUAUGGGGGCGUGGGAAAUUGGGCGUAGAAACGCGGUAGGGCCGUCGAUGGAGAGCCAGUGAUAUGUUAAACAUUGACGUUUGAGUCUGAAUCCUCUAUUGAUUAGUGAGUAACUUUUGGGUUUAUUUUUCAUAUUGUUUUUAAGUUAUUUGUUUCAGGAUUUUUGUCCCGAUAGCAUUAGGGAAUUUUAUUUUCUUUAUUUUAAAUAGGUUUAAAAUAAUGAGUCUACAUACCCCUCGCGGAUGAGUAGGUGUGAUUAAUACUCUAAUAUUCAUUUUAUUGUUUUGUUUAAUUAUAUGUUCUGGGCCUAUAUUUGAAUAGUAUUUUUGGCCAGUGUGUUUAGGCCUUUAGAGUUACGAAUUUUUACUGCCAAAUUAUUUUCUUACGAUAUUUGUGCAUGCACAUAGUAAUUAUUUUAUUGUAUGAUAUUUUUGUAAAAUUAGUCACUAAUUGUUGCCAAUUUUUUUGUUUUAUUAUUAAUAUUCAGGGUUUAUAAUAUAAUGUUCAUUUUUAAUUUGUUGUCAUUGAUCAAAAUUAUUGUGUGUUAGUGAAGUAAAAUUAACCGAAAUAGAACUUAUUAUUGCCCCAAAGGGAGCGUUUGACGCUAAUAAUAAAUAUUGCUUUAGGGUUGCAUAAAAAUAUUAAAAAAGUGGUGUGAUAAGUUUUGGAUAAUUUUACAAAUUAUACUAUUUUAUGUGUGAAUUCCAAUAUUAAUAAAUUUAAAAGUUGAAAUGUCAUUAUAUAAUUAUUACUAUUAUUAUAAAUAUAUGUAACUUCCCAAAUAAAUGCAAUGACAUUGAUAUUCUUAUAUUUUAAAAGUAUUAUAGUUUAUAUUAUUUACAUCUUGAAUUAAUUGAUGUUAUCUCAUUGACAAUGUUUCCUUUGUUCUUGCCAUAUAUCUUAUGUAGAGAAUCGUCAACGUAGACGUUUUUGUAGGAAUUAGUAUUUUUCAAUUCUAUAUACACAACAUACCUAACAGUAUCACAAGUUUGCCUAUAUGGUGGUGUUGUUUAGAAAUGUUUAUUAGUGGUUGGCGCGGGCACGGCGGGUAUUCGCCAUGUCUGCUUGGCUGUAUAUUCUUGCCGUAGCAAGUAAGCACUAUGUCAUGAGAUAAUGGCAGGUCAAAUGGUAUUUAUUGUCCAUUGACAUUACUUGAUAAUAAUUGUAUCAUUAGAGUACAUUACAGUAGCCUUUCUCGGGAAUCUUAAAAGUUACCUAUAUACACUUUAAAGCAAUUUUUGGUAAAUAUAUUUCUCUUGAAUCUAUAUUCCCUUAUGUAUCCAGCAAUAAAUUACUUCAGUAGUUGUGUAGUAUCGCUUUAUAUGGCGCUGAAUAUCGCGAUUUUCUUGACAUCACGAAUGUUGGUAAUGAAAGUGAAGACGAGUGGGCCGGUUAGGUAUGUGUAGCGAGUUAGGAGGUAGCUUAUUGUAGGCUUGGAUGUCAAGGACGUCUGCACUCGGUGCCAAGUAAAGUGAUAGUUGUAGGGUUCGCAGCGCACAAGGUGAGCUCUAAUGUUACCCUCCCUAUUGGAGGUGGGCGUAUUGCCUAUGUUGUGGCACCAAGCACAGCUAGAUGGUUUCGGUGGAGUUUUGUGGCAUUAACGAUUCAAUUGUUUAUUACUUAUGUACGUGUUACUUGACUGUGGGUAGGAUUUAACAUUAUAUUUUCAUCUGAUCAAUUUAUUCCUUUAUGUUGAAAAUAGCAUGCUCAAACGGUUGAUGGUGUAACUUAACUCUUACCCACCUUAUAUGUUUCGUAUCCGCUGUUUUUUAAAAAAAACAACAUAAAUAAUAAUAAGGUUGUGAGCUCUAUUCCCAUUGGAAUUUUAAGCCACAUGUGUGCUUGUGCAAUAAUAUCACAGUUUGGAUCUAGGCUUUUAAAUUAUUAUAGAUUAUAUACAUUGUUGAGCUGAUAUAAAAAUUUAAUAUAUUAUUAUACCUUUUAAUAUUGUUAAAGAAUUCUAAUUGCAUUCCACAUCUUAGAGUGAACGAAUUUGAGAUGACCGUUUUCAGUCUACAUUAUACAAGUUAUUUUUUUUACAAUUGUAGGAUUAUUAGCAGUUGCCAAUGUUUUUCCUUUAGUCAGUAAAAGUACAAAUAUUUUAAUAUACAAUUCUUGGUAUUUACGUAUUGUAGUGAUCUUAUUUUUAAUUGUUUCUAUAACUGUAAGCAUAAUUUUUUUCACAUAAGCAGCCAUUUAGAUAUUUCUUAUUUCACAAAUUAUUCAGUAAAUAACAAAACAUAUCAUGCCGAAUCAAUUGGGUUUUCAUUGAAAUUGUGAUUGCAACUCCCAGAAUUUUCCUAUUUGGCUUAGAUAUAUGUUAAAAAUGGCUAUUUUUUGUUUUUAAAUUAGUUUUAAGUGUAUUAUAGGUCUGAAUUAAGUUUCUUGUCAUCUUUUUUUUUUUUGUUGAAAAUGUGAAAAUUAUCGUAAUUUAGCGUGAAAGAUGCAUGUUUGAAAUGCAUAUUUUAAUUUUGAUCCAAAGAUUGUUUUAUUCCUUUAAUUUAAUUAUUAUUAAUUCUUAAAAAUGACAUUUGUGGAGUGUGCAUUGGUAUUUGAUACUAGGAUUAACAUGAUUUUUCUGUAGAGUUGGUGCAGCCGAGCAAAUCUCUACUAUAUUCUAUUAAGAAUAUAUUGCUCAAUAAUUUUAUUCUGUUAAAAGUAUUUUAAAGUUAGGAGUAGUCCACAUGGACGUGUUUUGUGUGACUGUGGACUUCAGCGACAAAAAAUUAUAUAUCUAACAGACAAUACCCUCCGUAUAUAUUUGAAAACAUUGUAAACGUUGAAGUUUUAUUAGAUGUAGUUGUUUGCCUUCAAGGCAGCAUGCCGCCGAGUGCACGCUGCAGGGGCACCAGUAGCAUCAGCACAUAGGAGUAUCACUGCCUCUGAAACCAUUAUCCUAUACUGCUUGCUGUAGAUUGCUCUGUAAGCUUGAGGUUAAUAUUUUCUCAUAUACUUAAUACAAACAAUGUACUUAGCGAGACGACAGUUGUAGAUAAUGUUUUCAGCACGUCUUGUGUGAUGGUGUUUACUGUAUGAUUGUACCAUUUUGCCCCACAGUCAACGAAAAUUGUUAUGUAAUCCAUACAGGAGUCUCUGCUGCAUUGUGCCUAGAUCUUAGAAGUUAAUGUGGUAUCAAGGUAGAGUUAAUCUCAAGUAUUUUGGCUCUUUGAAUAUUCCAUGAUAUUAUUUUGUUUUUCAUGAAAAUGUAUUUACAUUAUAUACAUACACUUAGUAAUAUUAUUGUAUACAUGAAUAUACAUUGCGUGGUUUGUAAUUUGAUGUUUAAUUUUAUUGUGAAAUAAGAUGCCCAACUGGUUGUCUGUCCACCACAUUCGGAAACUGGCGGAAUUGAGUCUUUAAUUUAUAGGCCAUACUAGACAUCGUGUCCGAAGAGAUUUAUCCGAGUCAUUUGUGGACAGAGAGAAUUUAUUUGAACUAGUUGCACAUCUUACUUUGACCAAAUUCAAACACCGCUGAAAUUACAUGAGAAUUGUGGAUAUUUUGUCCCGUUGCACUUCUACUUUUUGUUUUUAUGGUGGGUGCAAAUUUUCACGUGAUCUUAGCGGUGUCUUAAUAAUUAUAAGUUUAUUAUUGUGAACUGUGGCCAGGAUAACAACAGCAUAGAGCAGUGUAAUUCAGAGCCUGCCUAAAAUAUAUUUUUGUCAUGAUUUUAUUUAGGUAUAUACAUGUUAUUAUUCACAUAUUACAGUUUUCUCAAUAUUAGCUUGUAUUUUAAUUAAGAAAUAAUCAUAUUUAACAUUGCCAGGUGAUCAGCAACCUGCACUUUAAUAUUUUUGGAAACUAUUGAACUUAAAUUGUACUGACUUUAUAAAUAUAUUUACUUCAAUAAAGAUUUUCCA